CCCUAACCGUGUAGGUUUCUCUUACACACCCUAUAGAUGUGCUUUUGCUGUUUCAAGUUUUAAUCUUUCCCAGCCAAGCAUAACUUUAGUUUUCUAUUCUUCACUCAUCCCCUCUUCUUAGUUUUCCUUUUUUCUCAAUAUUAUUUUAAAAUUAUCUGCCCAUGAAGAUGGAGAUGACUUUGUAACAGUUGUAUAACAGCAUUUGUCAGAAAAGGAAGUGAAGACAUGGCUAACAAGUGUGUUAUAUAUGCACCAGACACCAUGAAUAGAGUCAGCCGUCACUCUUCCAGUGCUCCCUCUUCUUCCUCUUCUUCUCCUGGUUCCUUAAUGGGGAUGGUUUACCCAGACAUGGGUUCUCUUUCUCUUGGUCCGAACUAUGGUAUUGUAGGCUCUAGUGGUUCUUCCUCACAGGAUAAUUAUGCUUGCAGGGGCUCAGAGAUGGAAAAUGAAAGAGCUUCUUGGGGUUUUCAUUUCAUGGAAAACUACAAAACCAGGAGCUUUGAGGAAAACCACGGCUCUGAUGUUGUGGAGGGUAAGGGCUCUGAUUGCAGUGAUGAGUUUGGAGAUAAUAGUAGGAUAAUUAAUCUCAUUGCCAACUUAAAUGAGGAGAACCCCAAUGAGAAUGCGGUAAGUGGCCAGGAAACAGAUAGUGGGCAGUCAAAACUUUGUGCCAGAGGCCACUGGAGGCCUGCUGAAGAUACUAGGCUCAGGGAACUUGUAGCUCUUUAUGGCCCUCAGAACUGGAACCUUAUAGCAGAGAAGUUGGAUGGAAGAUCAGGUAAGAGCUGCCGGCUAAGAUGGUUUAAUCAGUUGGACCCUAGGAUCAAUAGAAGAGCUUUUACUGAAGAAGAAGAAGAGAGGCUAAUGCAAGUUCAUAGACUUUACGGUAACAAGUGGGCAAUGAUAGCGAGGUUGUUCCCUGGAAGAACUGAUAAUGCCGUCAAGAACCAUUGGCAUGUUAUUAUGGCUAGGAAUUAUAGAGAACAAUCGACUGCCUAUAGGAGGCGGAAGCUGAGUCAAUCUGUUUAUGUAAGGAUGGAAGAAACUCCGAACUUAGUCUGCAGAGAUGCAGCCACAAAAGCAGCAGCACCCCCAUACUGUCUCAAUAUCCCCAAUAGAAGACUUGGCAUUAUCUCCCAGUAUCACUUUGGAACAUUCAACGGUGCUGAUGUUGGGGUUAAUGGAGGCUCAAAUGUUUCACCCCACAUGACCAGUAGGAAAGAAGCAAUCUCAAGCAGCGAGGUCCCUCACAAUGGGUUUUGUGCACAACAGGCACCUUUUGAUUUUUUCCCUGGUUUUAAUAGCAAUGACAUGAUGGGCAUGUUCAGCCACACCAGAUCUUGGCAUAUGCCCAUUGAUGAACCCCAAAUCUCUGGUUUCUAUCCCCAGCAGCAGCAGCGGCACCCUUCAUACAAGAUGGCAAUGCUACAGUCAGAGUUCCCCAGCUUCCCUAGCUCCCAAAGUCUCACAGAUUCCACAGCAGCGACACCUCAAGUUUCAGUCAGUGAAGAUUCAUCAGCAGUGGCAGGGAGCAGAGCGGCAGCCAGCAGCCACAACAACUAUGAGACCGUUCCACCACCAUUCAUUGACUUUCUUGGAGUAGGAGCCACAUGAAGUUACUCAAAAAGCAUAAACAAAAAGCCUGAAAAUGGUUUUCCACCUUAAUGUGGAAGUGCUCCAAGGUAACUGAGAGGCCAUUAGAGGUAAAAGAGAAAUGGCUUUGUAUUUCAGAUGGGUGACAGUAGGUAAUCUCUGCAUCAGUCUGUCCAAGUCAUAUCCCCCAGCAUCUUUUUCUUGUUAACCCCUCCCCCUUUUCUCUCCUGAAU
This is a messenger RNA of Durio zibethinus, 1826 nucleotides long. RefSeq lists its product as uncharacterized. Gene Ontology annotation, biological process: regulation of DNA-templated transcription. Gene Ontology annotation, molecular function: DNA-binding transcription factor activity, RNA polymerase II-specific; RNA polymerase II cis-regulatory region sequence-specific DNA binding. The record is from RefSeq and is a predicted model, not a curated record. Gene Ontology annotation, cellular component: nucleus. Lineage: Eukaryota; Viridiplantae; Streptophyta; Magnoliopsida; Malvales; Malvaceae.